AUGAUUUUGCAAUUUGGUACGAUGAAGUUUGUUCUACUGAUUUGGUUAGCUGCAAUUAUUAAAUGUAAUGAAGGGGGAGAAUGGACAUAUUGUUAUCCCGACUCAUGUCGAGGUGAAAGACAUACAUUAUGUGAAUAUGGGGAAUGGCGAAGAGGGCCUGAAUGCAACAGAGUAAUUACAAAUUUCGUAACAGAUGAAGAGAAGCGAGAAAUUUUGGAAACUCAUAACAUGUUACGACGCAAAGUAGCUGCAGGACUCGAAACACGCGGAAAUCCAGGCCCGCAACCACGUGGAAUUAUUCCGGACCUUCGUUGGGAUAGAAGAUUGGCUAUAAUAGCUCAAGCGUGGGCUAAUCAGUGUAUAUUUAAGCACGACCCAUGUCGCGAUGUCAAGCGCUUCAGGGUUGGUCAGAAUGUUGGUUACACUGGGAAUAGCUCUAGAUCUUUCGACAAGUUAUCUGUGAUCAUCACAAAUUAUUGGUACGAUGAAGUUGCCAAUUUUACCAAUAAUUUGGUCAAAAAUUACAAAGGGGAGGAGGAGGAAGCUCCAGUUUAUUCUCAUUACACCGCUAUUGUAUGGGGUAGUACUAGAAAAAUUGGUUGCGGACUUACUCGGCAUUUCACUAACCGUUCUAUGUACAGAACACAUUUGGUUUGCAACUACGGACCUAGGGGUAAUUGGAUCGGUGAACCGAUGUUGAAUAUCAAGAAAAUAAUUUACUUGAAUCAAAAUAUUCGUCGUUUUCCUUAA
Messenger RNA from Cotesia congregata, 750 nucleotides. The record is from the annotation of a GenBank genome assembly. Lineage: Eukaryota; Metazoa; Arthropoda; Insecta; Hymenoptera; Braconidae.